UCUGACUGUGUGCGCUCUGCUCUCGCUGCUGGAUGUCAGCGAGUCACUGCUGCAGAAUGGAGACGUGAGAAAACAACCUUUUAUUUUCAUGAAAUCACACCCAAGCUGUUCGAGGAACAUUUGUCCCACCCUUUGCUUUGCCUCCACACAUCAUCUCGUCUUUCGCUUUACCUUUUCGAGGUGGCUGCUAACUAGUAAUGGAAGUUCUAUCCGCGUACCUGCUGAUAUGCGUCUGCCUGCGCCUUUCUCUAGCGGCUGAUUGGGAGUUUGUGGAGACUAAUUUUACUCUCCUCGGUGAUGCAAUCGACUACAAGGAUCCCUGUAAAGCUGCUGCCUUUUGGGGAGACAUUGCCCUUGAUGAAGAUGACCUCCGCAUGUUUAAGGACGCACACAGUCAAGUCAGUUUAGAACCAACCAACCACACAGACUCAGGUAACAGCACUGCUUCCUCUAGUCCGAGAGCCGCAGACAGACGAACACUUCAUCGUCUCCGGAGAGCUGCCACUUCCAGACCUGAACGAGUGUGGCCGGAUGGCAUCAUCCCGUAUGUCAUCAGUGGGAAUUUCAGUGGCAGUCAGCGGGCCAUUUUCCGUCAGGCUAUGCGUCACUGGGAGAAACACACCUGUGUAACAUUCACUGAGAGGACGACUGAAGAAAGCUACAUUGUUUUCACCUACAGACCUUGUGGGUGUUGCUCCUACGUGGGCAGGAGAGGUGGCGGCCCUCAAGCCAUCUCUAUAGGAAAGAACUGUGAUAAGUUUGGCAUCGUUGUGCAUGAACUUGGUCAUGUGAUCGGCUUCUGGCACGAGCACACCCGACCGGACCGUGACCAGCAUGUGAGCAUCAUCAGAGACAACAUCCAACCAGGGCAGGAGUAUAACUUCCUGAAGAUGGAGCCAGAUGAGGUGGACUCUCUUGGGGAGGUGUACGACUUUGGCAGCAUCAUGCAUUAUGCAAGGAAUACUUUUUCCAGAGGAAUCUUCUUAGACACAAUCUUGCCCCGUUAUGAUGUCAACGGAGUCAGGCCACCUAUUGGACAGCGGACCAGGCUCAGCAAAGGGGACAUCGCACAAGCACGCAAACUCUACAAGUGUGCAAGGUGUGGGGACAGCCUGCAGGAGAGUUCUGGAAACUUCUCAUCUCCUGGAUUUCCAAACGGAUACUCAGCGUAUGCUCACUGUGUGUGGAGGAUCUCUGUGACCCCCGGAGAGAAGAUUGUAUUAAACUUCACGUCCUUGGACCUCUUCAGGAGCCACCUGUGUUGGUACGACCACGUGGAGGUCCGAGACGGGUUCUGGAGGAAAGCUCCUUUAAAAGGACGUUUUUGUGGAGACACACUUCCAGAUUCGAUCACGUCCACCGACAGUCAGCUGUGGGUUGAAUUUAGAAGCAGCAGCAGCUGGGUGGGAAAAGGCUUUUCAGCAGUCUACGAAGCGAUCUGUGGGGGAGAGGUAAAGCGUGACAGUGGACAAAUCCAGUCGCCUAAUUAUCCCGAUGACUACCAGUCGAACAAGAUGUGUGUGUGGAAAAUCACUGUAGAGGAGGGCUUCAAUGUCGGCCUUUCCUUUCAGUCAUUUGAAGUUGAGAGACAUGACAGCUGUGCGUACGACUACGUAGAGGUGAGGGACGGAGGCUCAGAGAGCAGCCCGCUGCUCGGACGAUUCUGUGGCUUCGACAAACCCAACGACAUCAAGAGCAGCUCCAACCAGCUGUGGCUGAAGUUUGUAUCAGAUGGAUCCGUCAACAAGGCCGGAUUUGCAGCCAACUUCUUUAAAGAGGUGGACGAGUGCUCCAGACCUGACAACGGCCACUGCCAGCAGCGCUGUCUGAACACGCUGGGCAGCUACAGAUGUGCCUGCAACCCCGGGUUUGAGCUGGCAGCAGACAGACGCAGCUGUGAGACAGCUGCCUGUGGUGGGUUCAUCACCAAGCUGAACGGUUCCCUCAGCACCCCAGGGUGGCCCAAAGAAUAUCCCCCAAACAAGAACUGUGUGUGGCAGCUGGUGGCGCCGAUUCAGUACCGAAUCACUCUAGUAUUUGAUGUCUUUGAGACGGAAGGAAACGAUGUCUGUAAAUACGAUUAUGUGGAGGUGCGCAGCGGACUGGACUCAGACUCGAAGCUUCAUGGGAAAUUCUGUGGAGCAGAGAAACCUGAGGUCAUCACUUCACAACAAAACAACAUGAGAAUAGAGUUCAAGUCUGACAACACGGUGUCCAAGAGGGGCUUCAAGGCUCACUUCUUCUCUGAUAUUGAUGAAUGCUCUAAAGAAAACGGAGGAUGCCAGCAUGAGUGUGUGAACACCUUUGGGAGCUACAGCUGUCAGUGCCGCAGCGGCUUCAUGCUGCACGAUAACAAACACGACUGCAAGGAAGCCGGCUGUGAUCACGUUGUAAACACAGUGUCAGGCACAAUAAGCAGCCCUAACUGGCCUGAUAGAUAUCCCAGCAAGAAGGCCUGUACGUGGUCUCUGUCCACGACCCCAGGCCAUCGUAUUAAACUGGUUUUCAAUGAAAUCGACAUGGAGGCUCAUCUGGAGUGUGCAUACGAUCACCUGGAGAUCUACGACGGACGAGACACGCAUGCACCAAGUCUUGGACGCUUCUGUGGCGCCAAAAAACCCUCUCCUGUCAUCUCCAGUGGAAACAAAAUGUACUUGCGUUUUUUCUCAGACAACUCAGUGCAGAAAAGAGGCUUUGAGGUCUCAUACAGAGCAGAAUGCGGAGGAAGCCUGAAAGCCGAGGUCAAGACAAAAGAUCUGUACUCUCACGCCCAGUUCGGAGAUAACAACUAUCCCAGUGGCUUGGACUGCCUGUGGGUGGUCACUGCAGAGAAGGGGUACGGGGUGGAGAUCAUCUUCCAAGUGUUUGAGAUCGAAGAGGAGGCGGACUGCGGCUACGAUUACGUGGAGCUGUAUGACGGCGCUGACGUCAAAUCUCCAAGGCUUGGGCGAUAUUGCGGCUCUGGGGCCCCAGAGGAGGUGUACUCUGCAGGGGAUGCCAUCAUCUUAAAGUUUCACUCAGACGACAGCAUCAAUAAAAAAGGUUUCCAUGUACGCUACACGAGCACAAAGUUUCAGGACACGUUACAUGAAAGCAAGUGACUCUUUACAAAUAUAUAAAUAAAUAUAUAUCCCAAAGCUAAAAGAAGAGCAGCCCUAACAUUUAGAGGGACACACCCCAUAUCCAGGCGAGGAGUGAAUGCAUGCAUCGACACCACAAACACCCACCCACAUACUUCACAUACACAUGAGGUAGAGUGGAGCCCUGCAGAGAAAACUGCAGCUUUACUCUGCUUUAUUUUAGAGCUUUAUAGAAUGAAAGGAGAGGAGUAGUUUGCAGUGAUUAUUUGAGUAAUUUCAGUGGCAGAUUAUGUCAUAGUGCUGUGUUGAAGAUAUAAAAUGUAUAUAUUGUGAUAUUGUUUGCUUUGUUUUUUUUUUAAAUCAUGUCAGAUGUUUCACUUUUUACCAUCUGAGAUUAAAAGUUUGAACACUU
Cheilinus undulatus (humphead wrasse) is the source of this 3492-nucleotide messenger RNA. Its product is annotated as bone morphogenetic protein 1-like. Gene Ontology annotation, biological process: proteolysis. Lineage: Eukaryota; Metazoa; Chordata; Actinopteri; Labriformes; Labridae. The coding region runs from base 198 to 3101 and encodes 967 amino acids. The record is from RefSeq and is a predicted model, not a curated record. The transcript has 20 exons. Gene Ontology annotation, molecular function: metalloendopeptidase activity; zinc ion binding; calcium ion binding.